Messenger RNA from Syzygium oleosum, 1549 nucleotides. RefSeq names its product glycolipid transfer protein 1. The transcript has 7 exons. Gene Ontology annotation, biological process: intermembrane lipid transfer; ceramide transport. Gene Ontology annotation, molecular function: ceramide 1-phosphate transfer activity; ceramide 1-phosphate binding. Lineage: Eukaryota; Viridiplantae; Streptophyta; Magnoliopsida; Myrtales; Myrtaceae. Gene Ontology annotation, cellular component: cytoplasm; cytosol; membrane. The record is from RefSeq and is a predicted model, not a curated record. The coding region runs from base 180 to 788 and encodes 202 amino acids.
UCACAAAAGGAACAUCAACCCCAUUUUAUUUCUUCCCCCACGAAAUUGGAUUGUUAUCACCUUCAGGUCAUUGCUGAUCAAUCGAUUCAUAUCAAUCAGUCGCUUUCGUCAGAGCAAGCCUUUCAACGUCAAGCUAAUACGUUAUUGUUGAAUCCGACGAACCAGUUAUAUGCACUGAUAUGGAGGGAACUGCAUUUACCCGUCCUUUGGAAGAAUUGAAGCAUGUCAAGUCCAAAGAAGGAGAAAUACUAACCAAACCCUUCAUUGAUGUUUGCAAAAUGAUAUUGCCUCUUAUCGACAAGUUUGGGGCUGCUAUGGCCGCAGUGAAAUCCGAUGUUGGCGGAAAUCUCUCGAGAAUGGAGCAGAAAUAUAGGUCGAGUCCUUCUGAAUUCAACCUUUUGUACAGCAUGGUAUGUGCAGAAGUUGCAUCCAAAACAGCAAAAUCAUCCUAUAGUUGCACCAACGCGCUUCUUUGGUUGACGAGGGCCAUGGAUUUUUUGGUGGAACUGUUUCACGACCUGCUCGAUCAUCCGGAUUGGUCGAUGUCGCAGGCCUGCAAUCAUGCCUAUGGGAAGACUCUGAAGAAAUGGCAUGGCUGGCUUGCUACUUCAAGUUUCUCUGUUGCAAUGAAGCUUGUUCCAGACAGGAAAAAGUUCCUGGAAGUGGUUGGCGGAUCUGGUGAUCUCACUGCUGACAUGAGGUCGUUUUGUGAGAAGUAUGGUCCACUUCUUCAGGAAAAUCACAAGUUCUUGGCAAGUGUUGGUCUAGAUAAUAUGAAAGGCACUUGAUUGGAGAGCUUCAAAUGGUGACCCUGCUCAAACUCUUCCUCAUCUUUUCUUGUUUGAAUUAGACGUGUGACCAUCCAAUAUAUUGCGAAGAUACAUUUUCUAGGGAUUAAGCAUAUCUUUCGUUCCUUGUUAACCCUUUUCGGGGGUUAAAGUUCAUUUUCUUAGCAUCUGGCCAUUCGAAACCUCUCGGUGCACUCGAGUCAUCCACACUCUCCAGUGAGCAUUGGCAUGUUAAAGCGGAAAAAGAGCCACUUUACUUUGCAUCAGAUAUGAAAUUUACGUACAGAACUCAGUCCCAUGAUGUGCUGUUCGAGUUGCCACUUUCACGGUUGUUUUGUGCGAGCAAUGAAUAGAGAGACUCCUCUUACAAUCGUCGCUCGGUAAAUGGUCUUAAUGCUCUCAUCGCCCGCCCAUCUCUGUGCAUGGAUCACGAAGGCGUCUGUGAAUCCGUGAUUGUGUAGGCACAAGUGUCCACUUUCACGUUCCUUGUUGACCCUUUUUCGGGGGUUAAAGUUCAUUUCUCAACAUUGGCCUUUCUAAAACCUCUCGGUGCGUGCCCACCGGCGCGCGGAUGCACGUGCACGUGCUCACUUUCCAGUGAGCAUUGGCAUGUUAAAGUGGAAAGAGAACAACGUUGCAUCAGAUAUCAAAUUUACAUACAAAAUUUCCUUGCUUCAACAGGGAGAUCACAAAUGCUGCGUAUUAUUCUGCAUUUACAAAUGAACAAAGGAAAAAAAAAAAGGAACCAAAAUGAACAAGAA